This is a messenger RNA of Penicillium cataractarum, 1497 nucleotides long. Its product is annotated as putative MFS transporter. Bases 1 to 1497 code for a protein of 498 amino acids. The transcript has 7 exons. Gene Ontology annotation, biological process: transmembrane transport. The record is from RefSeq and is a predicted model, not a curated record. NCBI's taxonomy places the organism in Eukaryota, Fungi, Ascomycota, Eurotiomycetes, Eurotiales, Aspergillaceae. Gene Ontology annotation, molecular function: transmembrane transporter activity. Gene Ontology annotation, cellular component: membrane.
AUGGCGGACAAGGAAGCUGCAGUCAUGCAUCUGGAGGACCAGCGGGCCCAGGGAAUCUCUGCCGACGAUGCAGAAUUCCUAUCGAACUUUUCGAAUGAAGAAAAGAAAAUAGUUCUCCGGAAGGUCGACAUGAGGCUUGUUCCUAUGUUUGUUCUCCUGUACUUGGUGGCAUAUAUUGACAAGACAAAUAUUGGUAAUGCGAAAAUCGAGGGCCUUCUCCCAAGUCUAAACAUGGACGGAAUACAGUACAACAUCGCCUUGUCGAUUUUUUUCAUACCUUAUGUCCUUGCUGAGGUGCCGAGCAAUAUAAUAUUGAACCGACUUAAGAGGCCGUCGCGCUAUCUGGGAUUUCUGAUUGCCUGCUGGGGUAUCAUCAUGCUCUGUACGGGCUUUGUUCGAAACUUUGCUGGUCUAGUCGUGAUUCGUUUCCUAUUGGGUCUAUUUGAAGCUGGUUUUCUCCCCGGUGCCGUACUCGUGAUUUCGAAAUGGUAUCUUCCAAAUGAGACGCAGACCCGUAUUGCUAUUCUUUACACAUCUGCUGCUUCCGGCGGUGCCUUCUCGGGCCUACUGGCAUUCGCGAUUGCCAAGAUGGAUGGUAUUGCAGGCUACGAAGGCUGGCGCUGGAUAUUUAUCAUAGAGGGCCUCGCAACUAUUCUCAUGUCCGUGGCUUGCUAUUUGCUCCUUCUGGACUCACCAUCCUUGUCUCCCGGUUGGCUUACACCAGACGAGAUUCGAUUCCUUGAAGUGCGUCAACUAGCCGCCAAUAAUCACGGCAGUCACCACGAGGGAUUCGACAAAAAGGUCAUCCUCAGCGUCCUCGCCGAUUGGAAAAUUUACCUCCUCAUUCUCGCCAAUUGGUCCAAUGCUGUUCCCAACUAUGCACUCAAGUUCAGUAUGCCUGAGAUCAUUAAAUCCAUGGGGUACGAAGCAGCCAACGCCCAGCUCCUGACCAUCCCCCCAUAUUCGGUUGGCGCUUUAUCAGCUUACGGGUUCUCCGUAUUCGCUGAUCGUUUCUCAUGGAGAAUGCCUUUUAUUGUGGUACCCCAAUUGUCACUCAUUGUGGCGUUCGCAAUACUAUUCAGCAAGGCUGCCGAAAUCGAGAACAACAUAGCGCUCUGCUAUUUUGGCGUUUGUCUUGCCUGCUUCGGGAUGUAUCCUAUUCUUCCUGGUGUCAACGCAUGGAAUGUCUGCAACAUCCCAAAUCCUCAUAAACGAGCCGUGGCUAUUGGCUAUCUUAUUUGCGUUGGUAACGCGGGUGGUAUAAUUGGGAGCUACAUCUACAAAACAGAUGAGGAGCCGCGAUAUCCUACUGGCUAUGGAACUUCACUUUCGUUCGCCGUUGCCGGAGUCAUGGCGUGUUUAGCCUUGGAAUUCUGCCUCUGGAGAGCGAACAAAGCGAAAGACCGGAUGGCCAUGUCUGAAAUUGAGGCGAGGUAUACCGAGGUUCAGCUUCGUGAAAUGGAGGAGAAGAGUCCUCUCUUCAAGUAUACAUUAUGA